AUGCCACCGCCUCCCGACCCGCGCCCGACAAACCUGUUCGUCCCGUCCAAACGCGCCUCGUCGGGCCGCAACCCCCCACCACCUCCAGCACCGCCUCCAGGCCGCGCUCCUCACCGUCCGCCCGCCGCCGCCUACAACGGCUCCACCUCGUCCACCUCGUCGUACAACGGUCGGCCAACUGCCGACGCCGGCUACGGCCCGACGUCGCACCCUCCCUCGUCCAACGGCGGCCGCAGCACCGUCGCCAACCCGUUCCGCCCACCCGCGCCGACAGGCGCGCCGGCACCUCGCCGCCGGGCGUCGGGCGCGUUCGACCGGGGUGAGCUCGCCGCCAAGACCCGCCUCGCCGUCACCGACCUCAUGGGCGUCGUCCGGGACCUGCGCGACGACGCGCACGAGGCGGCCCAGUUCCGGUUCCCCCUCGACGGCCCCGACGGCGACGCCCUCGCCGCCAAGGUCGCCGACCAACGCGCUCGCGACGCCGCCGAGCGCAAGGCCGUCAUCGACGAGGGCCACGCCCGCCUCACGGCGAGCGCGCUCGACCUCGUGCGCGCGGUCGUCGACGGCGUCUCGUCCGACGCGAUCGCCCGCCCCUCGCGCGACCUCGACGAGCUCCGGGACCAGGUCCGCCAGCUCAUGUCGCAGACCCGCACCGACCCUGCCCCUGCCGCGUCUUAG
This is a messenger RNA of Rhodotorula graminis WP1, 678 nucleotides long. RefSeq lists its product as uncharacterized. The record is from RefSeq and is a predicted model, not a curated record. Lineage: Eukaryota; Fungi; Basidiomycota; Microbotryomycetes; Sporidiobolales; Sporidiobolaceae. The transcript has a single exon. Bases 1 to 678 code for a protein of 225 amino acids.